AUGUCCGAGGUAAAAAAUGUUGAAGUUGAUCCACAGGUAGAUGUAGUUGAUAAAGAAUUUUUGAUUAAAUUGAUGCUGUCCAAAAGCAAAGACGUUUCUUUAAAAGCUCAAGUUUCCUAUUUUCUGUUCAGCAUCCCAGUUUCGAGUGUUUCGUCAGAAAGGCGAAAAAAUUUGUCAAACAGAAUAAAGAUUGCCUACUACCAUUACUUUGGAGUAAAGGUGGCGGAUCAAGAAAGAACCUGGGCUCCACAUAUUUGCUGCAGUGUUUGCUACGUAGGUCUCACUCAAUGGUUAAAUGGGAAAAGAAAGCAAAUACCUUUUGCCAUUCCAAUGAUAUGGCGUGAGCCAAGAGAUCACCAUUCAGACUGCUACUUUUGCAUGACAAAUAUACAAGGACAUUCUAAAAAAACCAAAGCAUCAAUUGUGUACCCUAACUGUUCAUCUGCAAUAAAACCAGUUCCCCACAGUGUUGAAUAUCCUGUUCCAACUCCUCCUACAGACACUGUUCUUUAUAGCGAAGAAGAACAAAGUGGUGAUGAAAAGGUUGAUGUUGAAUACAAACCAGAUUACGACAAAGAUAAACCUCACAUGAUCACGCAGGGAGAACUUAGUGAUCUGGUAAGGGACCUUGGGUUAACUAAAAAUAAAGCAGAACUCCUGGGGUCUAGAUUACAGCAAUGGAAUUUACUGGACAGAGGAACUAAAAUAUCCCAUUUUCGUGACCGGCACACCGAAUUUGCAAAAUUUUACAACAAAGAAGACAAUAUAUGUUACUGUGUAGACAUUGCUGGAUUAAUGACAAAAUUGGAUGAUGAGUAUGAUCCUGUAGAUUGGCGUCUGUUUAUUGAUUCUAGUAAAGUCAGUCUAAAAGCAGUUCUGCUACAUAACGGAAAUGUUAAACCAUCCAUUCCUGUAGCCCAUGCAGUGGUUAUGAAAGAAACAUAUGAAUCUAUGAAGACACUUCUUAAAGUUAUAAAGUACACUGAUCACAACUGGGAUAUCAGUGGGGAUCUCAAAGUUGUUGCUCUUCUUCUUGGGAUGCAAUUGGGGUACACGAAACACAUGUGCUUUUUGUGUCUGUGGAACAGCCGUGAUGAUGCAAAUCACUAUCUCGUCAAAGACUGGCCUGCGAGAAUUGAUCCGGUACCUGGACAAUUUAACAUUCUUCACGAAUCGUUGGUGAAUCCUGAUAAAAUCUUCCUUCCUCCUCUUCAUAUCAAAUUAGGAAUAUUUAAAAACUUUGUCAAGGCGCUACCUACUGAUUCGAAAGGAUUUAUUUAUCUUAAAGAUAAAUUCAAAACCACUCUCACAAACGCAAAGAUAGCUGCAGGAGUUUUUACUGGACCACAGAUACGUGAAGUUAUUCGUGACCCAAAUUUCAAAUUACAACUAGAGCCUGUGGAGUUGCUGGCUUGGGAAGCGUUUGUGGCACUGGUUCAGAAUUUUUUAGGAAACCACAGAUCAGAAGACUAUGUGAACUUGGUAGAAAACUUCAUAAUGGCAUACCAAAACAUGGGUUGUAGAAUGUCCCUAAAAAUCCAUUUCCUCCAUUCCCACCUUAGCUUCUUUCCUACCAAUUUAGGAGCUGGCUCUACUAGACAGGACAGACUAACGCAUGGUUUCUUCACACGUCUGACCAGUGAAAGCGUGCGGACAGUCACAAAAGAAUCCAUCCUCGUCACGGAAGCAUUUGCCUCCGUUCUUGCAUGGAUUAGAUAUGCAUCCGUCCUCUACUCGUUAACAUUCAUACAACUGACUCUUAGAACAAUCCUUGCCAAAGUAGCCCUCCUUGCACCCAUUGGCACAUGCACCAGUAUUUACGAAACAUGGUUAACAGUUAACAAAUCGCUGCGGACAAAGACCUUCAGUACAGUUCGCUCCGAAAAACCCAGCAGUGCAGUUGCAUUCCCAGAUAAUUUUAACCAAGCCGAUGUCAGUGUGAGCGCAUUGGCCCCCGUUUUGGCAGAAUGA
This is a messenger RNA of Helobdella robusta, 1971 nucleotides long. RefSeq lists its product as hypothetical. The transcript has 5 exons. NCBI's taxonomy places the organism in Eukaryota, Metazoa, Annelida, Clitellata, Rhynchobdellida, Glossiphoniidae. The record is from RefSeq and is a predicted model, not a curated record. The coding region runs from base 1 to 1971 and encodes 656 amino acids.